Messenger RNA from Cynocephalus volans (Philippine flying lemur), 3587 nucleotides. It is a transcript of the gene TWNK, whose product is annotated as twinkle mtDNA helicase. Bases 651 to 2645 code for a protein of 664 amino acids. Gene Ontology annotation, molecular function: 5'-3' DNA helicase activity; ATP binding; single-stranded DNA binding. The record is from RefSeq and is a predicted model, not a curated record. Gene Ontology annotation, biological process: mitochondrial DNA replication. Gene Ontology annotation, cellular component: mitochondrion. The transcript has 5 exons. NCBI's taxonomy places the organism in Eukaryota, Metazoa, Chordata, Mammalia, Dermoptera, Cynocephalidae.
GAGAGUUCCGCGUGCGAAUGGCCCGCGGGGCGGGCGAAGAGUAAGAUGAACGUGGUGACCGGGAGCCAGGGUUAGGAGCCGCGGGGCUCCUAGUAGUAGAGCGGGAAGAAGUCACGGGGGAGGAUAGAGAGGGCGGCAACCCUUUGGGCUCAGAGAUUGGCAGGAGUCGUGUAGUGGCGCUCUUAGCGAGUUGAGGGCCCCAGUGAGGGGAACGAGCAGCAAAGAGGGUCUCUAGGUGGGGCCUAGAGCAGAGGGACUACAAAAAAGGAUGCAGAUGACUGUAGAGACGAGGACGAGGACAUCCCGUGGAGAGGAAGUAGAGGUGAGGAGAUGAUAUAGGGAAGCUAUAUCGGUGUGGGGCUGUUUAGAGGGUUAUAGAGGUGAGAGUGGCGGAGAGAAACCCUAAGGGACUUGGCGGUAAGGGAGCCAUUAUUGAGAUAUACAGACGUGAAAGGGCGAAGUAGCGAUAUAGAAGGGCUGAAGAGGAUUCAGGGAUGUUUAUGAGGGAAAAAUCUGAGGAGGAAAAAAAGCCACCUAGAGUGAACUCUGUAGAGUGCUGUAUGGAGGAUCCUUAGGUUCUGGCCUAGUGAAGGCACCCAAACCAGGCACGUAAGGCAUUUCAGGUAGUGACUUCCCCCAUUUGGCUAGGAAUGUGGGUCCUCCUCCGAGGUGGGUACCCCCUCCGGAUCUUGCUGUCUCCACGUGGGGAGUGGAUGGGUCGGAGAGGCCUGCCCCGAAACUUGCUCCCGGGCCCUCCUCGCAGACGCUACAGGAAGGAGGCUCUCCCAGCCUUGGAGGCACCAGUGUUGCCUGUAACUGCAACUGAAAUCCGCCAAUAUUUGCGGGCACAUGGGAUACCUUUCCAGGAUGGCCACAGCUGCCUACGGAUACCGAGCCCCUUUGUGGGGUCCUCGCAGUUCAAGGACCAGACUGGUGUUACCACUUCCUUCAGUCUCUUCAUUGACAAGACCACAGGCCGCUUUCUCUGCAUGACUAGCCUAGCAGAGGGGAGCUGGGAAGACUUCCAGGCCAGCGUGGAGGGGCAAGGGGACGGGGCCAGAGCAGACUUCUUACUUAGUAAGGCCCCAGAACCUGAGGACAGUGAGGAGAUCCGGAGGAUCUGGGACCGAGCGAUACCUCUCUGGGAGCUCCCUGACCCCGAGGAGGUUCAACUGGCUCGUAUGAUGUUUGGCCUUACCAAGGUGACAGAUGACACACUCAAGCGUUUCAGUGUGCGGUAUCUACGGCCUGCUCGGAGCCUUGUCUUCCCUUGGUUCUCCCCUGGGGGCUUGGGAUUACGAGGCCUGAAGCUACUAGGGGCUGAAGGCCAGGGGGAUGGAGUGCAUUACGAGGAGACCACCAUUCCCCGGCCUGGUGCCUACCACAAUCUGUUUGGUUUACCACUGAUCAGUCGUCGAGACAUCGAAGUUGUACUGACAAGUCGUGAGCUGGACAGCCUGGCCUUGAGCCAGUCCACGGGGUUGCCCACCCUUACUCUACCCCGAGGAACGGCCUGCUUACCCCCUGCCUUACUCCCUUACCUUGAACAGUUCCGACGUAUUGUUUUCUGGCUGGGGGAUGACCUUCGGUCCUGGGAAGCUGCCAAAUUGUUUGCCCGAAAAUUGAACCCCAAGCGAUGCUCCUUGGUGCGGCCUGGGGACAAGCAGCCCCGUCCCCUCGAGGCCCUGAACCAAGGCUUAAAUCUUUCUCGUAUUCUUCGUACUGCCCUGCCUGCCUGGCACAAGUCUAUUGUGUCUUUUCGGCAGCUUCGGGAAGAGGUGCUAGGAGAAUUGUCAAAUGUGGAGCAGGUAGCUGGCAUUCGCUGGAACCGUUUCCCAGACCUUAAUCACCUCUUGAAGGGGCAUCGGAAGGGCGAGCUGACGGUCUUCACAGGGCCCACAGGCAGUGGAAAGACAACAUUCAUCAGUGAGUAUGCCCUGGAUUUGUGUACCCAAGGGGUGAACACACUAUGGGGUAGCUUUGAGAUCAGCAACGUGAGACUAGCCCGGGUCAUGCUGACACAGUUUGCUGUGGGGCGGCUGGAAGAGCAACUGGAAAAAUACGAUGAAUGGGCCGACCGCUUUGAGGACCUGCCCCUCUAUUUCAUGACUUUCCAUGGGCAGCAGAACAUCAGGACUGUAAUAGACACAAUGCAACAUGCAGUCUAUGUCUAUGACAUUUGUCAUGUGGUCAUCGACAAUCUACAGUUCAUGAUGGGUCAUGAGCAGCUGUCCACAGACAGGAUUGCAGCUCAAGACUACAUUGUUGGGGCCUUUCGGAAGUUUGCAACAGACAAUAGCUGCCAUGUGACACUGGUCAUCCACCCCCGGAAGGAGGAUGAUGACAAGGAACUGCAGACAGCAUCCAUUUUUGGCUCAGCCAAAGCAAGCCAAGAAGCAGACAACGUUCUGAUCCUUCAGGACAGGAAGCUGGUAACUGGGCCAGGGAAACGGUAUCUGCAGGUGUCCAAGAACCGUUUUGAUGGAGAUGUAGGUGUCUUCCCACUUGAGUUCAACAAGAGUUCCCUCACCUUCUCCACCCCACAAAAGAGCAAGGCCCGGCUCAAGAAGAUCAAGGAUGACAAUGGGCUAGUAGCCAAAAAGCCCUCUUCUGGCAAAAAAGGGGCUAUGCCCCAGAACUCUUGAGACUUGCUUGGACCAGGCCCCCAACCCCUACCAGCCAGACACCUCCAGGCCUUCAAGUUAAAGGCAGUGCAGAGCUGGUCACUGAAAUGAGCCUGAUGGGACAGGCUGGAACAUACUCUUUCUUUGCCCUCUGCUAGGACUCCUCUGUCCUAUCGUCCUGAGCUUUGGGCCCUUCUGGUCUGAGGAACCUCGCCUAGGGCAGUUUUCCAUAGUUAGAAAAUUCAAUUUAGCAGAUCUUUGAGAACUUACUGUGUGCCAGGCUUUGUUCAAGGUCUCAUAUAUACAGCACUGAAAAGACAGAUAAGGUCUCUGCUUCCACAGAACCUGCAUUCUGGUGGAAGAGACGAAACAGACAAUGAACAAAUAAACAGAACAGUUAUGCAGUGAAAAAUGCUAUCAAGAAAAUAAUGCAAUAGGGUGCUUGCAGGCUAGUUUAGAAAAGUGAUCUGAAAAGGUAUCUGAGCGGAUGGUAUGUAUGCUGGCCUCAACAACUACAAGGAGUGAGCCAUAUUAACAUCUGGAGAAGGGGGACCCAGACAGAGAUCCCUGAGGUGGAAAUGAGCAAGUCGAAUUCAAGGCAGCGAGGUCAGGCCCCCUGACCCUGGAGGGGAAUAGGGGACUUCUUGCCAAAACUCCAACCUAUGCUUUUGGAGCCAAAGGGUGACAUGGUGGAUACCAAGCCCCUUUGCUCCCCACUUUGUAGAGCCUAGUAUGAGGUGGCCCUUAUUAGAGAGGGAUCCUAGGUGCUCAUCCCUGUAAUAUAAGGGCCCAAAAGGUGAGAGCUACCUCCUGCUGUAUUGUUUGGGCAGAGCUGUGGAAAGAGCCUAGAGUGCCUGCCUCCUGGCCACUGAUCGCAUUGUAUGCUGCCUCAGACAGACAGCUGGAUCUAGGACUUCUUGUAGAGCCUUUUCCAGUUUUGCUGAAAAAAAUUUUUUGCCAUUG